AAAGGGCCAAAGGGCCAAAGGUACCAAAGGCACGGCAGGCACAGUGGCAGAUACAGUUACUACCUACGGUCGUUGCGGAAUUACAUAGUACCGAAAAUGCCAAGGCUCUGACGAUUGCAUAAAACGAAACCCCAAAACAAUAUCCUUAAUUAUACCCAAGAGGAGGGACAGCACCCCUUGAGGUUAUGUCUCUAAGGAGGCCUUUUAGUGAAGAGGAUACAGGACCGCUUCUGACGUUAGGAGACCGUGUGGUGUGGUUGUUUGAACAUGGGCCUGAACAUGGCUGGGUUCGUUGGAUUGGUCGAAUUCCUGUUGUUUCUUCCAACUGGACCAUUGGCGUGGAAUUUGAUAAUCCUAUUGGAGCAGGAGAUGGAAAAUUUGGUGGGAAGCGCUACUUCUAUGCCAGAAAUGAUCACGCCUACUUUCUGCCAAACUCAAGUUUGCUUCGUGCUUGUGACUACAACAGUAGUUUCCGAAAACAAAACUCUCUUGGACAAUCUAUACCAGGUCUUCAAGCAAAGAUGUUCACCUUCCCCCAUCAGUACAGUGUGGCCAAGUAUCCCUUUCCUGGCUCUACAAAAGGUGUUGAAGCCACCCACUUAACUGCAGCCCAUCUUAUCAGCUCCUGCAGCAGCAGGGAGCAUGGUGUGUGUGGUACUAGCAAGCUACACCAGUCCCACUCCACUCAUGCACAGGAUGAGCCCAACUUAUCAGAUUAUGACAACUGGCUAGAUGGCAAGGAUCCAUGCAAUGUGCAUGUCAAGUCCUGGAAAAGCAGCAGCACCCAUUCAGUGGUGAGCUGUCCACCUGUGCUACUCCCCAAGAUGCUUGUGACACGUGAGCAGUCCUCAAGCUCAGACAGUGAUGUUAAUUUUGGGAGCCUGCGUUCUCUUAUGUCCUGUUUUACGUUGGGCUCGCAUCGUAAAAAGAAGCGCAGGAAGAAGAAGAAGAAAAGCCAUCGUCUGGUGAUUGUGACAGGCUCAGACAACAGCAACUACUGCUGUCCUAGUGGAAGUGUGUCUGCUGCACAAGUGCGACAACAUGUAUGUGAGGGUGACAUUCAGCAUUCUGCUAAGAAGUAUGGUACAAAGGAGCUGCCUUGUAUAUCUAGUGGUCCAAAGGCCAUCUGGAGGUACUCUCUGCAGGAACAGGACAUGCAGAAAAAUGACGCUUCUUGCAAAGAACCUGCCGCCGUGGAAAUUUCAGAGCAAAAGGCCCCACCAAAGCUCCCACCAAAGACCUGUACCAGAAAGAAACGCUUGGCUCCACAGCCUCCUGGUGACAGUAUUACCCCAACUGGGACACUACUAAGAAAACCUUUGCCACCAGUGGCUGUUCCUUGUAGCUCAUCUUCACUCAGCACUGACAGCCUAAGCUUGACCCGACGGCGAUCUCGCAAAAAGCCUGCACCUCAGCCACCAAGGCGUGAUGUCUGGCAUUCUAUAGCCAAGUCAGGAACUCUUCCAAGUGUAGUAGAGAAAGGACUAUAUGCCAAUGAAGCCACAGUGGAUAGCAAAGCUGUGCAUAACUUAAAAGUGCAGUCACUUCCAAAGGCUGAUUUCAAUGUGUCUGGCGCUUCUGCUGUUCAUCCUUAUUUGCUUGAAAGUCAGCAUGGCCAACAAGCUGAAAAAAGACAAGAAUAUGGAAGAAAUUUAGCUGACUUGGUAGUCAAGCCGGACCUCCCUGUUAAAACUAUUCCGAGUCCUUUUACCUAUGUAGGUGAUGACAGUGCUGAGGCUACUGGAUGUGGUAGCUCUGUUAAAAACAAGAGCAUUAAUGAAAGUCAAGGUGCCAAACUGUUUCAUGAGAAAGACAAGCCAGCUCUCAUCAGACCAAUGGCUUCAGAAGGGGAAAAAAGCAUUGUUCAGCAACCUCAAGCCUCAAGCAUUGUUCUCCAGCCUCAAGCCUCCAAUCGUGAAGUGAGAUCAUCCACUUUGCCACCUACAAGGCAGUGCCCUCCUAUUUUAGAAGAGGAGGAACCAUAUGCCAGCACUGCAGUAGGUGGAGAGUCCAAUAACUUGGAAUCUGUAUUGAAACGUAAUUCAAAUGUGUUUGAACUGUUGGAUGCUUUUAGCAAGCUUGAAUCGAAUUCUGAUGAGAUGCAAAAGGACAGUGAGCCUGAGUCACCAAAGCACUCUCGAAAGCAGGGGAAAUCUCUGAAGUCGCUCUUUCAGAAACACCCAGCAGAUGCCAGCAAAGUUGUCUCUACAAAAUGGACAUAUACGCCUAUGGAAUCCAAGAAAGAUAAUUUUUUGACCGCUUCAAAGCCUGGAUCUCAUGUUACUGCAACACUUGAAGAUAGGGCAACAGCAGAUUCCAAGACUGAAAACAUUGAUGUGAGUUUGUGGGAAUAUGAGGCAAAGUGCGUGAAGAACCUGCCAUCUCAGUCACCUUUGAAUACACAAUUGGCAUCCUGUAGAAUGAACCUCAAGCCUGUCAGCCAUUCUCCUGACUUUGGCAAUGUGUUUUGCAAACUGCGCCCGCAAGCAAGUAGCUCUUCUCCUGGAAAUCCACCUUGGAAACACCAACAGCAAACUGUGAAAAUGCUGCCAGACGAACUAAGACCAAGUGUCUCAGAGCUGCCAGCUGUGGAGGCUAAAAAUAAAACUUCCGGAGGGAAGAAGGAAGGUGGAGGAGGCUUGGUUGCCGAAACUGCUUCGUGCGCAGACGCAGCUGCCACUGCUGCAUGCUCACUUGAAGUGAUGGCAGGCAAGGCCUCUCCUGUGUCGUUACCCCAGGUCUCAACACAUGCCAAUGCUCAUACGAGUUCAGGAAGGCAGCGACCACCUGUGCAUCCAAAUUCUCCAACUGCUCUUAUGCAAGCAAAAUUACCAGCUCUAUUUCGGCAGCUUGAAGAAGCAAUUAGCAAAGGGGAGCAUGAUAGAGCUGCGAUUUUGGCGAGGGAGCUGGCUAUGUACAAGGUGUCCUGUUCUCUACGACGAGUCCGGAAAGUAGCACCAGACCCUAAGCAGUUUAUAGUAAAAAUGUAUGUGGAAGACAGGAAGUCUCAUGUUGGUCCAUUUUCAUUGCCAGUCCAUCCAGAGAUGACUGUGAGCAAUCUUAAGAAAAAGGUUGAGACUGAGUACAACAUUCCUGCAAGGGUUCAGCGAUGGAUCCUGGGCAAAAACCUGGCCACUGAUGAUGGGGCUACGCUGGAACACUUUGGUGUGAGCCACAGUGCAUGCCCUGUCUUCCUGUACCUGGUGAGCCCAGCAGAGGAGCUAAGGGCUGAAGAGGUCAUCCGAAACAGGUGCUGGAAGCCCCCAGAUAGUGUUGCUAGCACUGAAGAAGGUGAAGAGGUGGCAAGUGCAAUAGCCAGAAAUGAACCUUCUGAUGCAUCAAGUACUUUGGAUGCUCUCCUCAAUGACCGUGCAGCAGGGUGGACAUGUCAGCUGUGCGGUAUAAAUAAUACUGAACCAGGCACGUGCGCAAUGUGUGGUGUUGCAAUGGUUGUGGAUGCAAGUCACCAAAGCGCGGGUGCUGACCAUAAUGUUGAAGCUGCUCUUGCUCACAAUACUGAACCCAGUGAAACACAUGACCAACUUGAAGCCAGUAACGGUCCUGCUCAAGUUAACUUCCCUCUCAACAAGGAGGAUGCAAGCCAUGUUGAGGAACCGGAACAAGCUCCUUCACCACAAACUUUAUUGCCCCAAGACUACAUGCGGCUUGUCGAACUUGAUGAACAAGACUUGGUACCAAGCAUGGAAGCAUUUGAGUGUUCAGUUUGCUUUCUAGGCAUAGAGCCUGGCCAAGGGGUCCUGUUGAGGGAUUGCUUGCAUAUGUUUUGCAGAGAGUGCCUAUCAAGUUCUGUUCGCUAUGCUGAAGAGGCUAUGGUAAAGUGCCCUUUCAGAAACAAUGAAUAUUCGUGCAGCAGCCAUCUGCAAGAAAGGGAAAUCAGGGCGCUGGUGAGCCCGGAGGUAUACGAGCACCACUUGUCACGUAGUGUGAAGACUGCCGAGAGCCAGGCACCUAAUAGCUUCCAUUGCAAGACCGCAGACUGUCCUGGCUGGUGCGUGCUGGAGGACAACGUCAACACGUUCAUGUGUCCUGUGUGUGGCCACUCAAACUGCCUCACUUGCCGAGCCAUUCACGAGGGCAAGAAUUGUCUCCAGUACCAGGACGAACUAGAUUUUAAUGCCCCCGAUGGCCAGGAGGCAAAGCAGACUAAAGAAUAUUUAGAUAAUAUGGUAAAGGAAGGCCAAGCAAUGCACUGCCCACAAUGUCGUGUUAUUGUCAUGAAAAAAUGGGGUUGUGACUGGCUCAAAUGCUCUGUGUGCCAGACAGAAAUCUGCUGGGUUACUAAAGGUCCGCGAUGGGGACCACAGGGCAAAGGAGAUACUUCUGCUGGCUGCAAAUGUGGAGUGAAUGGAGUAAAAUGCCAUCCCAAGUGCAAUUACUGCCACUGAUCUUUGCACAUCAAGUGAAACGAGUGAGAGAUGUUAACAUUGAAAAUAGGACAAGUUGGACAAGACUGAUACUGCACUAUUUCAGAGAUCAGCAUUUUUGGAGAAUUUCUCUAGUCACUUGAUUAAACUGGAAGGCAAUGUUUGUAAUGUUGAUGGAUACAAUAAAGCUGUAAUAGCUACAACUAAGAAUGU
Molecule: messenger RNA, 4598 nt
Organism: Rhipicephalus sanguineus (brown dog tick)
Lineage: Eukaryota; Metazoa; Arthropoda; Arachnida; Ixodida; Ixodidae
Exons: 17
Coding region: 186-4406 (1406 amino acids)
Biological process (GO): protein linear polyubiquitination; proteasome-mediated ubiquitin-dependent protein catabolic process
Cellular component (GO): LUBAC complex
Molecular function (GO): ubiquitin binding; ubiquitin-protein transferase activity
Source: RefSeq, a predicted model, not a curated record